AUGUUCAAACAAGCCGGGGGCCGCGCACCCGGCCGCGGCUACGACGCUGAGGGCCACAUUAUAUUUUGGGAAGUUCCAUUGAAGAGAAUUAAUCGCCUUUUGGAGGCCCGCCUGCCCCUCUUCUCCGGAGAAUUCCCCGUCACCCCCAUGCUCUGUUGUUUGGAGGACAUAGCAGCAGACCCGCAGCGGAGCAGCGGGGAGAAGGAACGUUUGCUGCUGCAGCUGCUGUGCAUUUGCUGCGACCCGAGCAGCAGCAGCAAAGUGCAGUCGAAUUUCGUGCUGCAGCAGCUGCUGCUGCAGCGGCGCGCAGCAGCGCGGCAUCGCGCGCGAGCUGCUGCUGCUGCUGCAGGCCGGGAAGCAGCAGCAGCAGAACUUGCUGCAGCAAACCUGCAGCAGCAAGCAGCAGAAUCUAUCAGACCCUUCAGCCCGAAGCUGCCAAGAGAUGCUCAAAUAGCUGUUGAGGCUUUUUAUCAAAUGGCGCUGCGGAGUACAUACAGCUGUUUGGCUGCAGCAGCAAAUGCACUUCGGGGGCAAAAGGGCUGGACAGCAAAAGAUGUUUCUUUGCCAUUUACGGGUUUGUACUUCGGAGCUAAUCCUGAAGACCAGCAGCAGCAGCAGCAGCAGCAGCAGCAGCAGCAGCAGCAGGGAGGGAGCAAGACGCUGCUGGAGGAGUACAAAGAGACGGUGCACGGGUUCAGCCUGCAGUCGCCGUUUGGGGCUUUGGGUUGCAUGCGGGAUGAAGAAGUUGGAGUGUCUUUGGAGGUUUUGGAAGACAACAUUGAAGUGUCUUUGCCAUUUCCAAAAGAAACCUUAGCAGCAGCAAGAGCUGCUGCUGCGCUGCUGCGGCUGCCGCGCUUCACGCCGCCCGCAAGCAGCAGCAGCAGCAGCAGCAGCAGCAGCAGCAGCAGCAGCAGCAGCAGCAGCAGCAGGCGCACCACGGAGCUGCUUGCUGCCAACAGCUACCUCAGCGAUCUUUAUGUUCAUGGAAAACUCGCCAGAGUUGUCAACGAAAAUGGAGUUCCUCCGGAGCAGCUGUGGCUGCUGCUGCAGCACUUCGUGUUGUCUUUGAGCCGGCUGAGCAAGGGGCUGCUGCUGCUGCAGCAGCAGCAGCAGCAGCAGCAGGGCGGCUGCAGCACCAAAGUCGAGCUGCUGCUGCCCUUCGUCGAGCAAAUCUGCGCCCGAAUGAAAUCUGUCCUCAAGGAAGAGUCUGCUUAG
Eimeria necatrix is the source of this 1215-nucleotide messenger RNA. RefSeq names its product DEAD/DEAH box helicase, putative. NCBI's taxonomy places the organism in Eukaryota, Apicomplexa, Conoidasida, Eucoccidiorida, Eimeriidae. Bases 1 to 1215 code for a protein of 404 amino acids. The transcript is spliced from 5 exons. Gene Ontology annotation, cellular component: cytoplasm. The record is from RefSeq and is a predicted model, not a curated record.